AUGCCUUCUAACAGGCUAUUACGAGGCCUUGGGCCUCUAGUUUCAAAAACAACUCGCCCAGCUAAGACAUCAACAGCCUGCUUUCGGCUUCAGCAAACCGCAGCUGCCGUAAGACAAGCACACACUGUCGCCGGCUCCUUCCCGGCCGCCGCACGUCUCCGUCCGCGACUGCAACCGACGCACCGUCAUUGGGACUUCCUAUCAGGGUCCCGGCGCACCAUCUUCAUCCAAACGGAGAACACGCCAAACCCCGAUGCCCUCAAGUUCCUGCCCAACUACCGGGUUCUUCCCGAAGGCAUAUCCUCGCCCUUCAUAGAGUAUCUCUCGCCGCGCUCAACCAUUUCGCCGCCCUACCCGUCGCCGCUCGCCGCGCAGCUCAUGAACAUCGACGGAGUCACCUCGGUCUUUUACGGUACCGAUUUCAUCACCGUGACCAAAGCCUCCGACGCCAACUGGGCACACAUUCGGCCCGAGGUGUUCUCACUUAUCACCGAGGCCAUCACGUCCGGGCAGCCCAUAGUCAACGUGUCGGAGCGUGGGGCGGCGGGCAAGGAAGGCGGCGCUGCGGCGGCGGGUGCCGAGGACGGGCAGGAAAUGCCCGAGGAGGACAGUCUUAGCUACAACGAGAACGACAGUGAGGUGGUCGGGAUGAUUAAGGAGCUGCUUGAGACGCGGAUCCGGCCAGCUAUCCAGGAAGACGGCGGCGACAUUGAGUUUCGCGGCUUUGAGAACGGCUACGUGCUGUUGAAGCUGCGUGGCGCAUGCCGGACGUGCGACUCCAGCACUGUGACGCUCAAAAAUGGGAUUGAGGGCAUGUUGAUGCAUUACAUUGAGGAAGUCAAAGGCGUUCAUCAGGUCAUGGAUAAGGAAGAGGAGAUUGCUAUGCAAGAGUUUGCCAAGUUCGAGGAGAAGCUCAAGGCGCAGAAGGGCUCGGUUCCCCCUUCGACCGUGGGCAAGGAUUCGCUCGAUUCUGUUCCUGGCUAA
This is a messenger RNA of Canariomyces notabilis, 984 nucleotides long. RefSeq lists its product as uncharacterized. The coding region runs from base 1 to 984 and encodes 327 amino acids. The record is from RefSeq and is a predicted model, not a curated record. Gene Ontology annotation, cellular component: mitochondrion. Lineage: Eukaryota; Fungi; Ascomycota; Sordariomycetes; Sordariales; Chaetomiaceae. Gene Ontology annotation, biological process: iron-sulfur cluster assembly. Gene Ontology annotation, molecular function: iron ion binding; 4 iron, 4 sulfur cluster binding. The transcript is spliced from 2 exons.